Molecule: messenger RNA, 872 nt
Organism: Syzygium oleosum
Lineage: Eukaryota; Viridiplantae; Streptophyta; Magnoliopsida; Myrtales; Myrtaceae
Product: gibberellin 2-beta-dioxygenase 8-like
Exons: 2
Coding region: 19-570 (183 amino acids)
Molecular function (GO): dioxygenase activity
Source: RefSeq, a predicted model, not a curated record
CUCUCCUUCAGAGUCGCCAUGGAGACCUACGGGAUGACUGUUGCUAAUCUUGCAGCAUUGAUCGCUGAAAUUCUAGCCGAGGGUUUGGGCGUCAAAGGCACCAAUUACUUUGAAGCGAAUUGCACGUCGAGUACUUGCUUCCUUCGGAUGAACAGAUACCCUCCAUGCCCACUCGCUUCCCAAGUCUUUGGAUUGAUGCCUCACACGGACACUGAUUUCCUCACGUUCUUGUGUCAAGAUAAGGUUGGAGGGUUGCAGCUGAUGGAAGGCGAGAGAUGGGUCAGUGUUAACCCUAACCCAAAUGCUCUCCUCGUCAACGUUGGCGACUUAUUUGAGGCUUGGAGCAACGGCAUUUACAAGAGCGUGAAGCACCGAGUGAUGGCCAGCCAAGAAGUGGAAAGGUUCUCAAUGGCGUUUUUCUAUUGCCCCUCCAUCCACACUUUGAUCGAAAGCCCCCUCAAGCCAGCCCUGUAUAGAAGCUUUAGCUUCGAAGAAUACACAGCGCAAGUUCACAGGGAUGUUCAGGCCACAGGUGACAAAGUCGGCCUCUCUCGGUUCCUAAUUCAGUGAAAGUAUACUACACCACUCUAAAUGUAUAUUAUUAUAUACAUAUAUAAAUGUGUGCAUAUGGGUGGUAAUUUUGUGGUAAUUUUGCUUGCGAGUUCAGGCUCACAUGCCCUCUCUCCCUAUGUCAAAUAGAACUUUGUUUGUUGCUGUGUGUAUUUACAUGAGUUGGGGUCAGGGAAGUUGGUGGUUCUCGUUCUUUGUUGAUCGAAUCUUGUACCUCUCUUCCAGUUUACAUGGAGAGACGACGCAUGCCAUCUUUUCUUCGCUUUGUUCUCUUUGGAGUCGGUAAGGUAUGAGGGAUUGGA